CAGUAGCCGCUCCGGCGUUUUGAAUGGAGCUUUUGGAGCUGGCGGUGUUAUGUAGGUUACCUGACUGCUCCAUCUGCGCCAUGGAUCCGCUAAAGGCUUUACGCGUCUGUUUAGAUUUCUUUGUAUUAUUCUCCAUCUUUGUGAAAUGUCACGGUCGCGACUCAGACUCUGAUUAUGUGACGUGUGGCUCCUUAGUGAAACUGAUGAAUACACGGCACAAUGUGAGACUCCACUCGCAUGAUGUGAAAUACGGCUCAGGAAGUGGGCAGCAGUCGGUAACGGGUGUGGAUACAGCAGACGAUGCCAACAGUUACUGGCGUAUCCGUGGUAAACCAAAUGAAAUAUGCCAGCGUGGAGUGCCCAUUAAAUGUGGCCAGGCUAUCCGUUUUACUCAUAUGAAGACGGGACGCAACCUCCACAGUCACCAUUUCAGUUCUCCUCUAUCGAACAACCAGGAGGUGAGUGCCUUUGGAGAGAACGGUGAAGGUGAUGAUUUAGAUGUGUGGACAGUCCAGUGCACCGGGACCUACUGGGAGCGCGAAGACGCCGUCCGGUUCAAACAUGUCGGCACCAGCACCUUCCUCAGUGUAACUGGAGAGCAAUACGGCCAUCCGAUCAGGGGCCAGCGCGAGGUCCACGGAAUGUCCUCGCCCAAUCAGAACAACUACUGGAAAGUGAUGGAAGGGGUUUUCAUUCUUCCUAGUACUGAAUCGUCACAUCAUGAUGAGCUCUGAUGACUCAAAACGCACUGUACUCUCAGCCAAUAAAGACUGUACCACCAUUUUCACUUAGUGUUUUACUUUCAUUUGUAUAUGUCUGGUCUGAGCUGGGGUUUUUGUUUGUUUUGUUUUUUUAAUUUCCACUUUUUUCUACUGUUCUUGUCUUUCAAUUAAAAAUCAUAAUAAAUGUACAGAAUGAAUUAUACUUUGAAUCUGUUUCCCUGUUGGUAAGGAAUAAUAUUGUUUUUAUUUCCGUGUGUGCGCGUAUGUAGAGGUACAAAUGACUACUAGCUGUGUUUGAAGUUUUACAGUGGUGAUAUUCUAUUUAUCCGUUGUACUGCAGAGCCUGUUGAUUGGCUGCCUGAAUUAAAGAUUGGAAUUAUACUAUUACAAAAAAAUUCAUUUUUACAACCUUGAAAUCAGGUCUUCGCCAUUAUAAGAACAUUUAGUUGAUCGUGUCUAUGCUGAAUAAACUUUAUUUACAUUUA
Neoarius graeffei (lesser salmon catfish) is the source of this 1207-nucleotide messenger RNA. RefSeq names its product stromal cell-derived factor 2-like 1 (gene sdf2l1). The coding region runs from base 24 to 734 and encodes 236 amino acids. The record is from RefSeq and is a predicted model, not a curated record. The transcript is spliced from 3 exons. NCBI's taxonomy places the organism in Eukaryota, Metazoa, Chordata, Actinopteri, Siluriformes, Ariidae.